Messenger RNA from Microthlaspi erraticum, 222 nucleotides. The record is from the annotation of a GenBank genome assembly. NCBI's taxonomy places the organism in Eukaryota, Viridiplantae, Streptophyta, Magnoliopsida, Brassicales, Brassicaceae.
AUGGGGAAGAUGGCACACCGGCCCGGAAACAGAGGUCCAGACACCAACGGAUCAGAUUUCAUGAUCGUCUUGAAGAAGGACCCAGUACUGGACAACGCGCACGUCGUGUUCGGGCAAGUUGUUGAAGGAUUGGAUUUGAUCAGGAGUAUUGUCAAGGAGGUCCAUGGUUGUGGGAUGCCUACCAAGCCCGUGGUGAUCGCCGACUGCCGUCAGAUUUCAUAG